UUUAAAUGAAGCUUUUUCAAGUGCACCAUGUGAUCAUCCCUUUUAUUGGUUACAUUUGUCUGCUCCAUCCAUUUCAGCCGUCCUCUGUGUAUUCGUCUGCCCAUUAUGCCGCCAGUAAUAAGAGGCUUGAAAAAAGCUGCACACACAGAACCAGGUGGAAACAAAUCAACCGAACAUGAGGAUUGAUUUGGAGACUUGACACAGCAAACGUCUGGAGGACAGAGGAUCGAUCAGCAUGACGGGUCCACUGCAAGAUUCCCACAGGUUGUCUGUGAAAACAUGGACGGAGGAGGAUAGUGAUCGUGCUGAGAGCACACUCAGCAGGGGACAGUCGAUAUGUGAUGACACUUCUUCAGAGCUGCACCAUAUGGCCACCAUCGAAAGGAAUUCCCAGAGUUCCUUUCGAGGCCGAGGGGCGCUGUCGAGAAUAGUGAGUAUGGUGAUGACUCUGAGGGAAUGGGCCCAGAAGAGUCUGGCCGAGGAGACGGAGCGGCCCGAUUCCUUUUUGGAGCGCUUCAGGGGCCCGGCCAACACGGACCUACAGGCCCCGCCCAGCAGGUUCAGCCACACCCACACUGGUUCCGAGACAGAGAAUGAAGUCCGACGCUCCCGACGCACGAGGAGGAAGUGGAAGGUUGUGGUUUUAUCCCCGUCUGAUGAUGCUUACUACAACUGGCUGAUAGUAAUUGGAGCAGCGGUUUUUUAUAACUUCACCCUAUUAGUUGUGAGGGCCUGUUUUGAUGAGCUUCAGAUGAAAAAUGUUCAGUUGUGGUUAGUCCUGGACUACAUCUGUGAUGGAGUCUACAUCCUGGAUAUUGCUGUUCGUCUCCACACAGGUUUUCUAGAUCAAGGCUUGUUGGUGAAGGACGUGCGUCGUCUGAGAGAAACCUACAUCCGAACGCUACAAUGCACCCUGGACAUCUGCUCCAUCCUCCCGACGGACCUCCUGUACCUCACAGUCGGGAUGAGCUACACGCCUCUUCUCCGGUUCAACCGCCUGCUGCGGCUGUCACGCCUCUUCGAGUUCUUUGAACGGACUGAAACACGCACGAGCUAUCCCAACGCGUUCCGCAUCUGCAAGCUAGUCCUGUACAUCCUGGUCAUCAUCCACUGGAACGCCUGUGUGUACUUCAGUUUCUCCAAAGUCCUGGGUCUGGGUUCCGACUCGUGGGUGUAUCCCAAUGCUUCCGACCCCGAGUUCGGCUCGCUGGCCAGAAGCUACAUAUACUGUCUGUACUGGUCCACUCUGACACUCACCACCAUCGGUGAGACCCCUCCGCCUGUCAGAGACGAGGAGUACCUGUUCUUGAUAUUUGACUUUCUGGUUGGCGUUCUGAUUUUUGCCUCCAUUGUUGGAAACGUUGGAUCCAUGAUCUCCAACAUGAAUGCAACGCGAGCAGGCUUUCAAACCCGCGUGGACGCCCUCAAACAUUACAUGCACUUUAGGCAUGUCAGCAAGGUCCUGGAGCAACGCGUCAUUCGCUGGUUUGACUACCUCUGGACUAAUCAGAAGACAAUCGACGAGCAAGAAGUGCUAAGGAGCUUGCCAAACAAACUGCGAGCAGAGAUCGCCAUUAAUGUCCACCUGGACACACUGAAGAAGGUGCGUAUUUUCCAGGAUUGCGAGGCAGGUCUCCUCGUAGAGUUGGUGUUAAAACUUCGACCCCAGGUGUUCAGUCCUGGUGACUACAUCUGCAGAAAGGGCGAUGUGGGUAAGGAGAUGUACAUCAUCAAAGAGGGCCACCUGGCGGUGGUGGGGGACGACGGAGUCACCCAGUUCGCUGUGCUGACCGCAGGAAGCUGCUUCGGAGAAAUCAGCAUCCUGAACAUCAGCGGCAGCAAGAUGGGGAACAGGCGCACCGCUAACAUAAGGAGCCUGGGCUACUCUGACCUGUUCUGCCUCUCCAAACAAGAGCUGAUGGAGGCCCUGCAGGAGUUCCCCCACGCCAGGGCACAGCUGGAGCAGAGGGGGCGGGACAUCCUACAGAAGGAGGGGCUUCUGGAGGAAGUAAACGUGUCUGCCGGAGAAGAGCUGGAGGAGAAGAUGGAGAGGCUGGAAACCAGUCUGGACCGUCUGCAGACGUGUUUGGCGCGCCUGCAGAGUGAGUUCAACUCAUCCCAGCUCCGGCUGAAAAAGAGACUCACAGCCCUCGAGCACAACAUCACCACGGCAACAACCGGCAGCGGCUUUCUGUCGGACGCCGACGGCAGCGAGAGCGUCUCCGGCUGCGACUUUGUACGAAGUGAAAUCAACAUCCGGCUCUGAGGACUCACUUCACACAUCUGUCAGCAAAUACUGUUAUUUUUUUAUUUUAUUUUCUGUAAUUCGAUACGUAGACUCAAAAUAAAGUAAAUCCCAAUACGGAGCACAAUUUUCGGAUUUUUAUUUGCUGAAAACAAACACAAAGCGUCUGUCACUUUACGCUUGUUUUUUUCAGUAUGACAUAAAAUACUUUGUGUUUGUAAAGUGGAAGGGUUAUCGGGUAUAAACAUUUUUUUUCUUUUUUUUAAACCAAAUUUCUACCUUUUCUGAUUAGACCAUCUUGCAGAUAAAAUUGCAAAUGUAAACUAACAUACAGCAUAAAUAGAUCUUUUUAAUCUAUUGAGUAGAAAUAAAAUCCCAUCAUGCUUUGAGUUGGAACUGUGAAUAAAUGCUUUAGUUAAUAGGAAUCUUUUUUUCGUCUUGUUUUGUCUUUUGUAUUUGUCCUAAUUAUGACAUUAUUGCCUUAAAAAUCCCACAUAAACUUAUAAUUUAAGAUCAUAACUUAAUCUGUUUCAGCAUGUAAAAAAGAAGGCUGUGUGAAAGGGUGUUUAGGACACUGAUAUCCGUGUAAUAUGGUAACUCUGUAACUGGAGUCAAUGUAAGCAAGCAAGUGGCUUCUGAUCAAAGUCCAACAGCACAAGUCUGCAAGGUAUGAGGAAGUGACUUCAGGAGACUGAGAACACUCCAGGUUGAAAAGCUGAAUCAUUCUGCAGAGAAAAGCUUCAGUUUGGAUCUCUUAGUUUGGCCUCAUGUACACACACAUGCAGCAAUGCAGACAAUAACUCUUGUGCUGGGUAUGAUGCUGGUGUCAGCAGUGUCUGCUGCAGGGCAGCCUGGUUUCUUAGAGUCCAUCAUGCUGUCCAUCCAGCAGCGUCCCUGGCUCAUGGGUGUCUACGUCUUCGUGGUUGGACUUCCCCUCGUUCUCUUCGUCAGCUUCGUGUGCCCUGACAAGAGGUUCGGCCCACCCGACCAACCGUAUUACUACAAGAAAACGGAUGAUGUCCGACCAGACGACCCUGAGGUCUCCCCGCGGAGAAAAUCGGCAAAAACCAAAAGAUCGCAGAUCAGUGAACAGAGCUCCGCAGAGGAAACGACGUCAACUCACAAGAGAUUGCUGAGCAAGCAGUAAUACUCUCAGUGUGACUAACCUUACUGUUAUUAUAAAACUACUGCUGGGGCUGGAGCGGUGCAGUCAGAACUCAGUCAUGUAUAACUGGAACUUCUGACUGUAAUGUGGACAAAUUAGAAGCUGCUCUGAACCUCUCAUACUGAUUCCCGAAGGAUGUGAAUAGAUCUGCAACUUACAUUUCUUUUAGUAAUCGAUUAAACUGUCGAUUUUUCUGAUGAUUAGCUGGUUAUUCUGAUGAUUUACAUGUUUUAUUUUAUCUUUAGAGAGAUAAACAACUCAUUUCCUGUCAGAAACAUAUGCGUUGGUUGGGUAAAAAUACAUUUAUAAUUUAUAAUUUGGAGGUUAAUUGCAGUUUUUCAACCACAAAUUUAGAUUCACCGUCUAAAUUCACCUUCAGUAUUCAUUACAAUGUUUCAGUUUAUGGUAAUAUUCUUCAUCAAUCACAAAAGAAGCCAAGAUGCUUUCUGUAUCAGAUACUAAAUUAUAUUUUUCUAUUGUGUCAAAUACUUGCUUCAUGCAAUAAAAUGCUAAUUAUUUUCAAAAUCA
Poecilia reticulata (guppy) is the source of this 3938-nucleotide messenger RNA. Lineage: Eukaryota; Metazoa; Chordata; Actinopteri; Cyprinodontiformes; Poeciliidae. The record is from RefSeq and is a predicted model, not a curated record.